Messenger RNA from Exophiala xenobiotica, 2806 nucleotides. RefSeq lists its product as uncharacterized. The transcript has 5 exons. Gene Ontology annotation, molecular function: ammonium channel activity. Gene Ontology annotation, biological process: ammonium transmembrane transport. NCBI's taxonomy places the organism in Eukaryota, Fungi, Ascomycota, Eurotiomycetes, Chaetothyriales, Herpotrichiellaceae. Gene Ontology annotation, cellular component: plasma membrane. The record is from RefSeq and is a predicted model, not a curated record. The coding region runs from base 472 to 1959 and encodes 495 amino acids.
CCCGACUGCUUCCUCCCGGACUCCACCUCACCAUACUUCAGUCGUGUUCAGCGCACACAUCUGCAUCUCGCCAGAUCCCACGCUAUCAGUCCACGGACCAGGGUCACCUACGCCAUCCGUCUCGGGUACGCAGGGUUCUAGUGUUCCUGGUCGCGACGGCGGCACACGCUUCACACCCAAAUAGUCUCCACCGGUCGGAGUGUGGACUCGUCAAACACGGACUCAUCGUCCCUAUAUUCAUUGCUUCUGCCCGAUCAUUUCGUGAUACCUCUUCCCUUCCCUUCCCUUCCUUCACUUCCGGUUCCAGUCCUUCCUCCUCCCUACAUACCCUUGCGCAAGACCAUUCUCUUCCUGCGUCGUGUCGCGACCUGUAUACCCAAUUGUUGAUCGCGUUCACCCCUGGCUGCGUCCGCCGACCAACUCAAAUACCGCAUCAGGCUGUCAAGGGACCACAAUUGAAGUACCGCCAAAAUGUCCGACGGUCUCGAUGCGCUGCCCUAUGUGCCGCUCGAGGUCUACAAUGGAACUUCCAUGACCGGCGGCGACUCCCUCACCGAAGACCUCAAUGUCUACUACAAUGCGGGUGACAUUGCCUGGAUGAUCACUGCAACAGCUUUGGUGUUGCUCAUGAUUCCUGGUGUUGGUUUCUUCUACUCUGGCCUUGCCCGACGCAAGUCUGCCCUCUCUCUCAUCUGGCUUUCCAUGGCAGCCACCGCUUUGAUUUCCUUCCAAUGGUUCUUCUGGGGUUACUCGCUCGCCUUCUCUCACACUGCCGGCAAAUUCAUUGGCGACAUGGAAAACUUUGGGCUCCGCAAUCUCCUAGGAGCGCCCUCCGUUGGCUCCUCCAAGAUUCCCGACCUCCUGUUCUUUAUAUACCAGGGAAUGUUCGCUAGCAUUACUGUCGCUCUCGCAAUUGGUGCGGCUGCUGAACGUGGUCGACUUCUGCCCGCCAUGGUCUUCUCUUUUGUCUGGUCCACGGUUGUCUAUGACCCGAUCGCCUGCUGGACCUGGAAUGCUUCCGGCUGGGUGUUCAAGAUGGGUGGUCUCGAUUUUGCUGGUGGUACUCCAGUGCACAUUUCCUCCGGUGCCGCUGCCCUGGCCUAUUCCUUGAUGCUCGGAAAGCGUCGCGGUCAUGGGACUCACGAGCUCAACUACCGUCCUCACAACGUCACUCAGAUUGUUAUUGGCACUGUUUUCCUCUGGGUUGGUUGGUUCGGGUUCAAUGCUGGUUCCGCCCUGGCCGCUAACCUCCGUGCCAUCAUGGCCGCGGUCGUCACCAACCUUGCCGCUAGCGUCGGAGGUCUCACUUGGUGCAUCCUCGACUACCGUCUCGAACGCAAAUGGUCGACGGUCGGAUUCUGCAGCGGUGUCAUUGCUGGACUUGUCGCCAUUACUCCCGGCAGUGGUUUCGUUCCCGCCUGGGCUGCUGUGAUCUUCGGCGUUGUCGGAGGCAUCGCUUGCAAUUAUGCCACCAAGCUCAAGUUCCUGCUUCACAUCGACGAUGCCCUUGAUAUCUUCGCCAUUCACGGUGUUGGGGGUCUGGUUGGAGAUCUGUUGACCGGUCUCUUCGCUGCCGAUUACAUUGCCCACCUUGAUGGAUUUUCCGAGAUCGACGGUGGCUGGAUCAAUCAUCACUACAUCCAGCUUGCCUACCAGCUUUGCGACGGAGUCACCGGUAUGGCCUACUCAUUCGUCCUCAGCUGCCUCAUCCUCUUCCUGAUCAAUUUGAUCCCCGGUCUCCACCUCCGUGCAUCCGACCAAGAGGAGAUCAUGGGUAUGGACGAGACCGAAGUCGGCGAGUUCGCUUAUGACUACGUCGAGGUUGCCCGAGAUGUGGUUCACGGUGUCGAACACGAGGCUGUCCCCACUCACAGGGACACUCCAAGCUUGGAUGACGAUAUCCAUGAGGAAAAGCCUGCGAAUCCAAAUGCCGCAACUGCUGCUUCGGCCGGCCCGUAAAAGGAUUGUCAAGUAUUGCCAGCGAGGUUAGUAGGCGUCCUGGAACGGUUGAUCAUCAAUUUCAUGCGAUACGGGUCCAUUGGGCUUUUGUACUAGAUAUGCUACACUACGGAGUACAAGUACUCUAAAAUCUGCUGAUACCCUGAUACAUAAUCACGAACUUUGCAAUAUUGACUCGUUCAAGGGAGUCGUCCGAUCUUUCAUGGUAAAAAGUAGAGACUUGACGUUACCAUACUGUCGAGAUCAUUCUCUCAGUCUUGACCACUGUCUCCAGAUCGAGAGAUGAUGAAUAAGAAGGCAAUGGCUGCUUACGCACGAAAGCCGGAAAAGCAAAUAGCAAGAAGCCGACAGCACUAUCAACAGAAUCGAGAGAGCAUUCUCGAAAAGUCGAAGCUCGCAAGGAAGGAAGCCAAAAUUGAGAAACUGAUGAAGAGUGUGGCAUAAGGAAGAGUUCAGGCAACUCGCUGCUUGCAAUCCUGUUGUCUGGUGCUUUGCAGAAUCACGACACUGAAUCCUGUACCGUUUCAGCAACCAUUAACUUAGUGGCUACUGAACAGUAACUUUAUACGAAUAUGACGGGACGAGGCACUCGGUCAUGGGCAAAAUUACAGGCCAAGUGGAAGACCAAGAAUGUGAACACUGUUCAUCAUGUGUCGUUCUAAUCCGUAAUUCAUGCUAUAUAACCACUGUUCCAGAUUGAGUCGCAAUGCCUUUGGAGUCGUAACCAGUGUACACUGAGACGCUUAGAAGACAAUUGAAAACAUAAUGGUGAAGGAGGACGGUAGAAAGAUAUCUAUUUAACAAGGCGAGAUGGUGAGGGAGGACGGUAGAAAAGUAUCACUUGAAA